AUGGAGAAAAUCGAGAUGCCCAGCUGUAAGUACAAUGGCACCACGACACCUAAGAAUCACGUCUCAGCAUUUGAAAACUACAUGGUGUUGUACACCAUGACAGACUCAGUUUGGUGUAAGGCAUUUCCCCUAACCUUAGAAGGACUGGUUGCUGAAUGGUGUGGAGCCAUUCUGAAGGGAUCCGUUUACUCCUACAACCAGUUGAAGAGGAUUUUCAUGGAACAUUUCGUUACGCUGGUAGAUUGCACUAGAAUGACCACAGAGCUGAUGUCAUUAGUUCCGGGGAAAGAGGAGCCCAUGCGGGAUUUCAUUACCCGAUUCAACAAGGAGGCAACAACAAUCCCAGAUAUGAGCCAGGAGGUAGCCUUGUUGGCCAUGCAAAGUGGACUCCUGCCUGGUUCACCCUUCAGAGCUUACAUGGGACGAAAAAGUCUUAAGACACUGGCAGAAGCCUUGGAAAAAGCGCACGAGUUCAUAAAAGCAGAUGAGAUUGAUAGAGCCAUGAUGAGUAGAAGAGCAACAAAUGACCCAGUCAAGUGGGCUGAAACUGCUGGGGAUGAGAAUUCAACCAGGAUCAACCAAGCAAGGCUGAACAAGGUUGAAGAGACGCGGACAGGUCAAUGGGAGUUAGGAGAAUGA
Messenger RNA from Chenopodium quinoa (quinoa), 639 nucleotides. RefSeq lists its product as uncharacterized. The transcript has a single exon. Bases 1 to 639 code for a protein of 212 amino acids. Lineage: Eukaryota; Viridiplantae; Streptophyta; Magnoliopsida; Caryophyllales; Amaranthaceae. The record is from RefSeq and is a predicted model, not a curated record.